AUGAGCGAACAGUUAAGUAAACUCAUUGGUAGCUCAAGAGUCACGUCCCAAAACAUAGCGACCAACAAUACGCUAGUCAGAGAAGCACACCACACGUUGGACGGGUUAGAUCAGAAAAUUGAUGCAGUUAAGGUGGAGCUAAACGCCAAAAUCGAAGACCUUCGAACGGAAGUAGACGUCAUAAAAGUUCAAUCACGAACGAUUCAAGAUCAACGACCUCCCGGGCGAUCACCAGUCUUACCAACUCGUCAAGACGUUUCUACCCUGUCACUCCUCCGAACGAUUGAAGAUGCAGUCCGACAUCGCAGAAAAUUGGUCGCCGCCGAUGCAUCUCUACGAGACCCGCGGCGAGGGGCGAUGGCCAGCUGCGACCCUACGGAUCACGGCGAAGAUGACCAUUCUGAACGUUCAAACACCCACAGUCAAGCCAAUCGACCUCAUAGCAGCUGCUGCAGUCGCCUGCAACCUCCAAACUUCAAGAUCCAGCCAUUUGACAGUAACCCGAAGAACUACGCGCGAUUCAAGGCCAAAUUCCAGGCCUUGUAUGAAGAACUGCUUGGUGUGCUCAUCCGCUUCCGCCGUAACCUCUUACCAGUCGCAGCGGACAUUGAGAAAAUGUUCCAUCAAAUGAAAGUCCCGGAAGAAGACCAGGCAGCUUUCCGAUUCCUCUACCGGAUGCCUGGCAGUAUUUCAGCUCUGUUUACGUUCCAGAUGACGGUUCACGUAUUUGGAGCCAUAUCCUCCCCAACGAGCUGCAUUUUCGCCCUCAACAGGACGACCGAUGACCACUGCAGCCAGUUUCCAGACGUAGCUGAAAGCGUUCAACGGAAUUUCUACGUCGACAAUUAUCUCGACUCAUUCGACUCCGAAGACGAGGUCAUUAAACGUUCCCACCAAAUGAAGUCCCUUCUCCAGUUAGGCUGCUUCAAUUUGACCAAAUGGACGUCGUCAUCGCGAACAGUGAUAGCUGCGUUUCGAGAGUUUGGCCUCGCGUCACCAACUCUGGAUCUGGACUUGGAGAAACUUCCCGUCGAAAGAACGCUGGGAGUAAUGUGGGACAGCGAACGAGAUCUGCUGACGUUCAAGAUACGGAAGCCGCCCAACAACGUGACUCUCACGAAACGAGCCUUCCUUAGCAUAAUCUCUAGCGUCUACGACGCGUUAGGACUAGUCGCGCCUGUUGUCUUCGUAAUGAAGUCUCUACUCCAAGAUAUCUGGACCAACGAAGAGCGGAUCGGUUGGGACGACGUCGUACCGGAAACAUUGAGUCUACGCUUCCAUUGCUGGUACGACCAUCUGGAAAAUUUGGAAUCGCUUGCAGUGCCGAGAUGCUUCCGUUUCAAACUAGGACGUUGGACCCUACAGCACCUCCACGUCUUCACGGAUGCAAGCCUUAAAGGAUACGGAGCAGUAGCCUACUUCCGCACUGUAUUCGAAGACCAGUCCGUCAACGUCUCAUUCGUCAUGUCAAAAACACACGUCACGCCGGUGAAAGGUCUCACGAUUCCACGUUUGGAGCUACAAGCUGCCGUAGAAGGUCUCAACAUCGCCAUCACGAUUUGCCGUGAGCUGGAGAUCGAUUUGCGGCAAGUCACCUUCCACACAGAUUCACAAACGGUGUUGCGGUGGAUCCAUUCCAAAACUUGUCGGUUUGAAGUCUUCGUCAACAACCGCAUUGGAAAAAUACCCCGAAACACGGCUCGUCGACAAUGGCGUUAUGUUGCCGGAGAUUCAAACCUAGCGGAUCUCUGCAGCAGGGGUAUUGAUCCAAAGGACGUCAAUGAAUUGGUCUACUUCCGUCGAGGACUUUCGUUCCUGAACCUAGACCCCUCAGAGUGCUUGGUGAAAAUUCAACGAGUGCUGGCCUGGAGUACAAGAUUUGCCAACAACGCUAAAGCAAAACUACGUGACGAAAAACCCAUGGUCGGAGAGCUAACGUUAGAAGAAAUGGUAACAUCGUUGACGAAAUGCAUCGUGCGCGCGCAAAAAUUGGCCUUUGCAGAAGAAGUCUACGCCCUUCGCAAGGAUCUGGAAUUACCACUCAGAUCCAAACUUCGCACCUUCCAGCCCUUCUUGGAUGAAGCUGGACAGAUGCGAAUUGGCGGACGUAUUCUUCAAGCGCCGAUCGACUAUGCAGCCAAGCACCCCAUACUUCUACCAGCAUCUCAACUCUUAACGAAAAGGAUAAUUUGGGAUUAUCACGUUAGAAACAUGCACGUCAAGACUGAGAGAUUGCUGACGGACCUCCGUUCACGCUUUUGGAUACUUUCCGGACGCAAGGUGGUAAAAUCGGUCAUCAACAACUGCUGCCCUUGCAAGCGCACGUCAGCAAAACCUAGUCCUCCGUUGAUGGCUUUACUACCAGUCCAUCGCUUAACACCCCAUCUACCUGCGUUCACGUACACAGGGAUCGACUACUUUGGACCCUUGACCGUACGAGUUGGUGGAAGGGGAAGAGGACACGAAAAACGUUGGGUCAGCCUAUUCACGUGCCUUACGACGCGAGCAGUUCACCUGGAAGUGGCCAACGGGCUCAGUAUGGAAGAGUUUCUACUCUGCUUCUCCCGUUUUGUUAGCUUACACGGAAAGCCGAUGGUCGUUUAUAGCGACAAUGGGACAAACUUUGUCGCCGCCGAGGAAGAGCAGCGACAAGCCCUAGAAGAACUUGUUACCAAGCACCAGGAACUUCAAACAGUAAUGGCUUGUCAACAAAUUGAGUGGCACUUCUCUCUACCCCAUGGGCCUCACUUCGGUGGUGUUUGGGAGAGGAUUGUACAAUCCUGCAAACGGGCAAUGAAAACCACCAUAGGUAAUUGCCUGGUUACGGACCAAGUGCUACGAACCUUGAUCGCUGAAAUAGCAGCUUUGUUAAAUGCCCGGCCGUUAACUCAUUUGAGUAUGGAUCCAGAAGACCCGGACCCCCUAACUACCGAACCAUUUUCUAUACGGUGGAGCGCGGCCGUACGUGCCCCUACAACUGGCCGAUGUGGAAGACAUGAACGUAACCAACAAGCAGUUUCAGCAAAGUCAAGCCAUCCUUCAACACUUUUGGAACAGAUGGCUACGUGA
This is a messenger RNA of Daphnia carinata, 3069 nucleotides long. RefSeq lists its product as uncharacterized. The record is from RefSeq and is a predicted model, not a curated record. The coding region runs from base 1 to 3069 and encodes 1022 amino acids. Gene Ontology annotation, biological process: DNA integration. The transcript has 3 exons. NCBI's taxonomy places the organism in Eukaryota, Metazoa, Arthropoda, Branchiopoda, Diplostraca, Daphniidae. Gene Ontology annotation, molecular function: nucleic acid binding.